AUUUACUGCAUUUAGAAUUUGUAUCGUACGAUGAAGUAGAAAGAUUAAUUUUAUUUUUUGACCAUGAUAAUCUCGAAAUAAAAGACCCUUUCUAUCUUGAUAAAACUUGUAAAACGGUUGUUUCAGAUCUUUGUAACAAACUUUUAAAUGAAUUGAUAGAUUUUGAUGAAAAAAAUUUGACAAAAUCAGAUAUGCAAGAAGCCAAAUUUAAAACAUUGAUAGAUGAAAGAAUAUAUUUUCAAGGGGUUUCUAAAGAACAAUGGAUUAAAUAUUUACAAGAAGAAUUAAAUGAUUAUAAUAGAAUAAGAGCUCUACUUGCCAAAUCUCAAAUAGAAGAUAUUCUAUCAUUGACAAAGUGGAAAGUAAAUGGCAAUGAUAAAGUAAUAACAGCUUUUUUGAAAAAAUCUGAUUUGAUCAUGGAGGAAUCCACAUAUGUAGUAAAAUUAAGUGAUUCAUUUAAUUAUAAACUUACAAAAGAUGGCAUAUUAGAAAAAUUAUCUAAAAAAAUAUUCGAAGAAACAGAAAGUAAAAACUUUUUAGCAAAGAUUCAGUCAUUAGAUAUUUUGACUUUUUCAUUCAUAGAGUUAACUCAGCUUUCUCAAUUUUUGAGAGAAUUUUUACCACGUACUUUAUUUAUUCAUUCAACUAAUGACCCCGAGGAAAUUAAAUUUAACAAACUUUUUCCAGAACCACAUCUUCAGAUCACUAAAAUACAAAAUAAUAAUUGGGAUGAUACUACUGAAAAGCCUUUUCUUUCUGAUUCAUUAUUAAAAAUCAUAGGUAUAGAUAAAACAGAAGAUAAUAUUCAGCAAUUAACGGUUAAUGAAAAUAAGACAAUUGAAGAUAUGAUUCAACAAUUAACAGAAAACAAAAAUAUAAUAAUUCAAAAAUUAGAGGCUAACGAUAAGAUAAUUCAAGAGUUAAAAAAAAAUUUAUAG
Messenger RNA from Racocetra fulgida, 938 nucleotides. NCBI's taxonomy places the organism in Eukaryota, Fungi, Glomeromycota, Glomeromycetes, Diversisporales, Gigasporaceae. The record is from the annotation of a GenBank genome assembly.